CCUGUCAAAGCGCGCCAUACACAGAAGAAGAGGGUGGACACUUCCUCCUCUGGUUUUAUGUGGCUAACAGGCUAUCUGCUAUUAUUAAACACCGGCUUCCAGUGUGUGAAUGUCUGAAAAAGACGAUCGACACGCUAUCGGUGGAUUGUUUCAGCCGUAUACCCGACUACCGAGACAGCUGAAUUUGAAGUAAUUUAAUGUGAAGGUUAGGUGCCUAAGUCUGCUCCGUUUCAACAGUGAACACAUCCGUGUCCAACGUGAACAUGGAGAGAGGGAGGCAAAAACUGCACAACAUCCUGGAGGAUGGUUUAGGACAAGAGUUGAAGAACGCCGGGCGGUUUUGUUUCAGCUGUGAGCAGAUAUUUGCAGAUCGAAGAUGCCUUGAGGAACACAUGUGUUCUGCUGCAAGUCACAUUUGCUCCUGCGGAACCGAGUUUACUGAAUACCAUGACAUGCUGGAGCACAGUACUACACAUGAACCAGGACACCAAGUGCUUGAUCAUGAAACAAUAAGGAAGCGCAGGAACGAGAAGCGCAUUGCAGAGGAAGCACAGCUGAAGAGAUUACAGACGGGUGAAGUUGUUUGGAAAGCACCUAAAUUAGGAAACAUGCCAUCAAUUUCUUUGCCAGUGAAGCAGGUACCCAUGACUUCAGCUCUUAUGCCUCAAGUUCCCAUGCAGUCUGCGCUGACGUCACAAGUGCCUGAGUUGUACCCUUCAAUGUCAGAGGCAACUAUGCUCCAAAAUCCUGUCUCUUCAACAUCAGACAUGAAGAAUAUUUUUGCUGGCGUAGGUGCACCGACAGUGGAUCUUUGGACAAUUUACCAGCCAGUAGUGUUGUUGCAAACAGUACGCACGUUUAGCAAGAAAAGAAUGUUCUCCUGCAGUAAAUGUGGGCAGUGUUUUACUUCAAAGACGGCCCUUAUAUCCCAUCACAGUUCGCAUGCUCUAUUUAAAGUUUCAGGCUGUAUAGGAUGUGGGCUGCUGCUCUCCAGCAAAAAGAUAGUGCCUCGCUUCCAUGUUUGUAACGCACCUAGCAAUACUACCAAAUUCAAACUCAUUACUGCAAGACCGGCAGGUUACAAGGUGCCAAAUGAAGCAGGGCCUGUCAGGAGUCUGAAUCUGGCUCCUCGUCCUCCUCAGGAGCCAGAGGUCACUUCAUUCCUAAAUUUAAAAAGCCAGAAUCCCAGUGCAGGCAGCAAUGGAAGUCAGACAACCCUUGGCAAUUCAACCCUUCAGUUGAAAAACUUGAAUAUCAGAACAUACAAUCAAAGCAACCAGGGGCUUCAUGUCUCUCCAUCGCAGCAGUUUAGGAGACAGAAUACAAAUCCAAACAAACCAUUCGUCUCCCUGCCACACAAGACCUACAACGGAAAUCCUAGUGCAUCCAUCAAAGGCAGCCAAGGGCGUCUUGUGACCCCCUCUGGACAGACCAAGAGGCCCCCAACGGUCUUAUUUAGUUUACAAAGUAGACCCACGCAGGCAUCCUCAAGACCAAAUGAAUUCACAUGUCGAGUCUGUUAUGUUCCCUUUGAAACUCCUCAGCUCCUACAGAGGCACAAGUGUGUCAAAGCGCAGGAGUUCAUGGCACUGCGAGGUAGCAGGAAGAACCACAAAUUUAAGAUGGGGACACCAGUGGCAGGCCAACAUCCGGUUCAGAUGAAUGGUGAGAUAAUACUCGGGGUUCCAGCAUCCGGCAACAUUAAGAUACACCAAGUCAUGUCUGUCAAUCUAGAAAAGGCGCAGGGGGUGGCUCCUGUGAACGGCGGAACCGAAGUGGAUAUGGAUGAUGAUGACUGCUAUAUCGUGGAAAAGGGUCCAGACAAACCUGCUGAGAUGAUUUACCAAGUCACCUCAUCUGUUCCUAUUAAGACCUGAUUAGCUGAGUGGAGAGGCCCAUCAACCGUGCAUGUCAAUUAAAAAAAAUAAAAA
Messenger RNA from Labrus mixtus (cuckoo wrasse), 1931 nucleotides. RefSeq lists its product as uncharacterized. Gene Ontology annotation, biological process: regulation of transcription by RNA polymerase II. Lineage: Eukaryota; Metazoa; Chordata; Actinopteri; Labriformes; Labridae. The record is from RefSeq and is a predicted model, not a curated record. Gene Ontology annotation, cellular component: nucleus. The coding region runs from base 264 to 1877 and encodes 537 amino acids. Gene Ontology annotation, molecular function: RNA polymerase II cis-regulatory region sequence-specific DNA binding; DNA-binding transcription activator activity, RNA polymerase II-specific. The transcript is spliced from 2 exons.